Xiphophorus hellerii (green swordtail) is the source of this 1789-nucleotide messenger RNA. It is a transcript of the gene esm1, whose product is annotated as endothelial cell-specific molecule 1. The transcript has 3 exons. Gene Ontology annotation, cellular component: extracellular region. Lineage: Eukaryota; Metazoa; Chordata; Actinopteri; Cyprinodontiformes; Poeciliidae. Bases 178 to 738 code for a protein of 186 amino acids. The record is from RefSeq and is a predicted model, not a curated record.
AGGCUGCUGGGCAAAGAAAAAAAAAAGAAAAAAGAAAGAAACACCGGAAUGAGGAAAUUGGCCAUCGGCAAAACAAAGUUGAUCACUGCUGAUAACCGUACAACCUGAUGAACCGCGGGUCAGUCAACCCGAAUCGUUCAGGCGAGAUCACGGCUGCUCCUCUCGCAUCUUCUCCACAUGCUCUAUCCAGCCACCCCGCGUCCAGUGAUGUCCCUCCUGCUCCUCACGGUGCUCUCCUCACUCCUGCUGCAUGAUGCUGAGGCGUGGAGCGCCGGCGUGAAGUAUGCGGUGAACUGCCCGGACAGAUGCAGAGUGGAUCGCUGCGGCGACCAGCGGGGCUGUACGCGGACCGUCCUGGACGACUGCGGCUGCUGCCAGGUCUGCGCGGCCGGCAGAAACGAGCACUGUUACCGCACGGUGUCGGGGAUGCACGGCGUCAAGUGCGGACCGGGGCUGUUCUGCGAGUUCUACAAGGAUGAGGACGAUUAUGGAGACGAAUACGGGAUGUGCAAAGACUGCCCAUAUGGGACCUAUGGGGUUGAGUGCCGCCAGACCUGCGGCUGCAAAGGAGGCAUUUGUGACAGGGAAACUGGAGCUUGUCUUACCCUCACAUUCUUCGCCAAAAUUGCCAGCAAGCUCAAAACUGGACCACAAACAGGGUCUGAAGUGGGAUCAGUACAAGCGGUUGCACAGAGCACAGACAGAUCCACUGCUCCAAAAAGACUGAACCCUCGCUGACAAAAAGAGAAACAACCCUUCAAAUGUUCAGUCCACAUGUAGCAUUAAUUUAUGAAUAAACCAAAAUGUAUGUUUUAACUAAAAACUUUUUGACCAGCAUUUGAACGCUUGUUAGAUUUUUUUUCUCAUCUUUUCUUUACAUAUGGAGUGUUAUCUCUGCUCUUUAAUUAUUGCUUUUAUUUUAUAUUAUUUUAUUUGUUCCAUUAUAAGGUUUGAUAAAGCCUGUUGUAAUAUUAAAUUAAAUCAAACUGCACAUUACAGUUCCUUAUAUUGCAUAGUGGCUCGAAGUCGUCAGAAUGAAUAUAAAACAUUUACAAAGCCAAAUUUCAUGACACCAAUAAAAUGUACAGAAUUGUCAAAGCAGGCUGCAAUACUAUAACUAACAACUUGAUAGUGGAAAUGUCCCAAAAUGUCCAGGAUUACUAGAUUUCCAUGUUGCAGAUGUAACAUUAAGGUCAAAAACAAUAUGCCUCCAACUCAGAAAAGCUAAACAUGACCUAGAUGAAGUAUAAAGUCCAUAAAAGCAAAAUUGUUAGAAAUUUUUACAGGAGUUUUACAUUACUUAUUUUGUAGAAUUAAAACUCUCUUCAGAGAUUUAAAUUAAAAAGAGAAAAAUGCAUUCUAAAUGUUGACAUUAUGUUGUUAAUUUUUUCCUAUCAUUAUUUUAAUAACUUUUUAAAUGUUGAUACAUACUGACAAAAUUUCUGCGUAAUGUACAGGAUGUGUUAAAGCAAAUCAUUGGUUAGAAGUAGGUGAAAUAAGUGCUACUUCAUCCAACAACGUUUUGGUUUCUUUUGGUUUAUAACUAAUCUGAUGACUUGGUUGUUUCUUUUCGUCGCAUUCAACAAAUGACUGAAAUAAAUAUAAAUGAAGGAAAGUUUGAUUCCUCUUGGCCUUUGUGUUUUCUGGUGAUCUUUUACAUUGUAAAUUGUUUCUGAUUAAAUGUAACUUGUAGCAACAUUUUUUGUUCAUUUAACACUUAUUUCCAUGACUGUCCUGUUUUUAUAGGAAACAAAACACAUCAAAUAUAGCAAUAAAAACUUAUAACUGA